AUUUCUUUUAUAUCAGGCUUUACUAUAAAGCCGGUGCCGAGGACCUCCACCGUCCUCCACCGGAAAUUACAUUAGCAGAUCGCCUUCUUCCUUUCGCUUCCACCUCCGAGUCCCUACGUAUAUUACAGUUCCCUUGCCAUAGAUAUUUCCUCUUUCUCUCCCAACAAAUGUCAACAAUCUCGUUUUACUCCCACACCGAUUAACAACUCUUCCAUAAUGUCUGUCCCUCAGAUCCCUCAAACUAUGCGCGCCUGGGUCCAAACCGAGGACAACACACUCGCUAUCAAGGAGAUCCCAGUCCCUCAACCCAAGGCCAACCAGGUCCUCAUCAAAGUCGAGUACGCUGCACAAAACCCCACCGACUGGAAGCAUGCAGAGUUCCUCUCACUUCCUGGUGUCAUCAACGGCUGUGACUAUGCCGGUACCAUUGUCAAGGUUGGAUCUGACCUCAAAACCCCUCUCAAGGUCGGUGACAAGGUUGCCGGUACCGUCCACGGUGGUUACUUCAAGGACGAGGGCUCUUACGCCGAUUAUGCUGCUGUCGACAGCAACAUGUGCUUCGUGGUUCCUGAGGGUAUGAAGUUGGAGGACGCCGCCACUUUCGGUGUCGCUUGGGUCACUGCUUGUCAAACUGUCAUUCAGCGACAAGGAAAGGCCUUCCCCCCCGGCGACACCAAGGUUUCUGGUAACCCCUGGUACAUCGUCUACGGCGCCUCCACCUCUGUCGGCCUUUUCGCUAUCCAGGUGGCCAAGUCCCUGGGCUACAAAGUUCUCGGUGUCUGCUCCCCUCACUCAUUCGACCUCGCCAAGUCUUACGGUGCCGACGCUACCAUUUCUUACCGUGACCAGGAGAAGGCUAUUGCCGAGGCUUUGAAGAUUACCGAAGGUGGUGUUGAGUACGCUCUUGAUACCAUCUCUGAGGGUGACACUUUCAAGGUCACCAUUGGUAUGAUGGGCAAGAAGGGCAAGCAGCUCAAUUGUAUCCUCGCUGUUCCCGACGAGGUCAAGCAGAUCAAUCCUGGUCUCAGGAUUGAAUGGUCUGUCAUGUACACACUCUUCGGUGCUGAUUUCAUCUUCACACCUCGUAUCCCCAACUCUGAAGUUUGGCCCGCCAGCAAGGAGGAUCGAGCCUUUGGUGAAGAAAUCUUCGCCAAGACUCCCGAGUUAAUUACCAAGUUUGGCAUCAAGCCCAACCCUGUCGUCAUUGCCGGUGGUUUUGAAGACGUUGUCAAGGCCUUCGAUGCCCUGAAGAAUGGCGAGGUGUCUGGUAAGAAGCAGGUUAUCAAAAUCUCCGCUUAAUUAUCUUACGGAUCUGGUAACCAAAAACAAUUGUUGUCUGUCUGUAUAAAUAUAAUUAUCGAAUAGAUUAGAUGUAGCCUGUUCUACAGCGAUUGCAUCAUCUGAGAUUAAAAAAACUAGGCAAAAAUGAAGAGAUAAUAAUUCAAACUCUUGAUGUAUGCAUAAACUGUGAC
Cryptococcus deneoformans JEC21 is the source of this 1472-nucleotide messenger RNA. RefSeq names its product enoyl reductase, putative. The coding region runs from base 217 to 1299 and encodes 360 amino acids. Gene Ontology annotation, molecular function: oxidoreductase activity, acting on NAD(P)H. NCBI's taxonomy places the organism in Eukaryota, Fungi, Basidiomycota, Tremellomycetes, Tremellales, Cryptococcaceae. The transcript is spliced from 7 exons. The record is from RefSeq and is a predicted model, not a curated record.